Molecule: messenger RNA, 1178 nt
Organism: Paramecium octaurelia
Lineage: Eukaryota; Ciliophora; Oligohymenophorea; Peniculida; Parameciidae
Source: the annotation of a GenBank genome assembly
AUUUCUAUUAAAAUAAAUGAUUUCUUGCAGAAGCAUUUCAUAAGAAUUCAAUUUAAAGGAAGAGCAUCUCAUUGUAUUUAAAUCCUACAUUGGAAUAACCUCAGGAGGAAUGGAUAAAAAGGUGGCCCAAUCACUAAACAAUGUUUUUGCCACAAAUAUUCAUCAAUCAUCACAAAAUGCAGAUAAAUUAGUCUAUAAUGAUUUUGAUGUGGCCUUUGCUGUAGGAAUAGUAUUCAAACUUCUAGUGGGAUAGAAAAUUGAAUUCCUUGAUUAUUUUUGUAAUUAACAAUAUCAUUAUUUAGGUGCAUAGUACUCAAAAGCAAAUGAUAAAUAAAAAUACGCCUUAGAUUUACUCAAAUACACUGUCUAUUAACUUGAUAAAAGUGACCCAACAUUUUACUUAAACACUUUGUUAAAAAACAAAAACAUUCCUAAUCAAUAAUUAUAAGCAGGAAUCAGCUUAUCUAAGAUUUACACAUUUGUUCAUUUGUGCGAAUUGGGUUCAUUUUUCAAACCCUUUUAAACCUAUUUCCCUAAUGUCUUCUGGUAGAGUUACGAGAAGAUCAAUAUGAAGGACGUGAGACCUGAUAUAGAUCUUUACUUUUAUUAACCUUCUCCAUCCUUGUAUUUUAUUAUUGUUAUAAUUUUAGCCCAAUACUUGUGUUAUAAUAAUAUGAUGAUGUUCAACUUUUAUAUAAGAUAUUCCAAGAAUAUUAAGUUUUCAUGACACAUAUUUCAACCUAAUUGAUUUUGGAUGCAGUUGCUCGUCAAUUAUCACCAACUUCAGAAAACCUGAAAAGUCAACCAUACAAAGUACCCAGCUUUAGAGAACUGGGAUUAAUUUUAUUUGCUGGGCAACCAUAAUUAGAGGAUAAAAUAUCAAAGUUUGAGAAGAUAUCUAAAAUGUAAUCAAUUUAGAAAUUCAUUUUUAGUGGUGAAACCCUGAGUUUCUUAAUUAAUCCUUAAGCUUCAUUCGAGAUCAUUAAGAAAGAUUUGUCAUUACAUUAAGAAUAAGAAGUUGUUAAAGAUUAGGUAGAAUAAAAUUAGAAUGCCAACCAAGUCUUUGAUAUUUUUGCUACACAAAUACCAACUUCUAGUUAAGCAGUUAAUAAUUUGAGAAAGACAAUUUCAUAUUGAUUAAUAAGAUAGAUAUGUUAUCAAAUAAAGCAUCAAUUAUA